Molecule: messenger RNA, 678 nt
Organism: Vicia villosa (hairy vetch)
Lineage: Eukaryota; Viridiplantae; Streptophyta; Magnoliopsida; Fabales; Fabaceae
Exons: 1
Coding region: 1-678 (225 amino acids)
Source: RefSeq, a predicted model, not a curated record
AUGGUGGAGGUGUUAAAGAGAUAUCAAGAUUCGUCGGGACAGAUGGUUAAUCUUGAUAAGUCUGAGGCUUCGUUUAGUCAAAAUGUGGCUGAAAGUGAGAAAAAUUUAAUCCGUAACAAGAUGGGUGUAAAGACGAUUGAAGCUCAUACUAAAUAUCCGGGGUUACCAGUUCUGUUUGGCAGAUCUAAAAAGGUAGUCUUUUCUCAAGUUAUUGACAGGGUGUGGAAAAAGGUGAAAGUGUGGAAGGAAAAGAUUAUCUCGAGGGCUGGAAAGGAAGUGCUAAUCAAAUCAGUGGCUCAAGCAAUCCUGACAUAUGUUAUGGGUUAUUUGAGGCUUCCUAAAGAAUGUUGCAAAGAGAUAGAUGAGCUUCUAGCUAGGUUCUGGUGUGGUUCCUCAAAAGAGGAAAGAAGGAUCCAUUGGAUGAGUUGGUCCAAGAUGGCUAAAGCGGAAAGUUCGGAAGGUUUGGGCUUUAGGGUUAUCAGUGACUUCAAUGUUAGUCUGCUUGGUAAACAGUAUUGGAGGCUUUUAACUGGAAGCUCCUCUUUGCUUGAACGUGUGUUUAAGAUCCGAUACUGCCCAAGAACUUCUAUCAGUGAGGCACAAGUGGGUUACAGGCCCAGUUACGCUUGGAGAAAUAUUCUUGGAGCAAGAGGUGCGGUGGAAUUGGGGAGUAGAUGA